AUUAUAUAGCUCACACUCCUCAACUACUGAUAAUAUAACAGCUCACACUCCUCAACUAAUGAUCAUAUAACCGAUUCACAAACAAAAACAAAAGAGAAACAAAGUCACCCCAUUGCUGUUUUCCUUGCACCAUCGAAGAUCUCUUCCCCUGUCAACCAUUUGGUUCCCUUCAUCAAUUUCGGUCAAAACAAGAACGAAAAAAAAAAGAGUGAACAAGAAAGAACAAGGAACGCCCCAUGUGAGCUGCUACUGCCGUCAGUUCCUCCCACCGAACCACCUCCUUCCUACUCCCUGUUUGCAGUGGGCAUCCACCAUCGAUACAUCCAUAUUGUUGCAUUUCGUUCAUUCUUCCCUUAGUUUGAUCGAGCUCUUUUUCGUUUUCCUUUCUCCCAGUCGAACUCAAUGAACAAAACACUAACCUGAAGUCUCUAAUAUCCUCCCCUUCGUACCUCAUGGCUGGAGUAGAAGAAGAACAGAUUCACUGCUUCGUCUCUUUCCUUUUCUUCGGUCCAACCAAGCUUCGGAGGUUCUCGUACUUGCUUGACUUCGGUCGGCUACAAGAUGCACGAACCAGGAAGGUUCCUUGGAGAUCGCCUCCUUCCCUUUCCACCCCACAAUAAUCUGCCGGACGAGAAGAAGAAGCCUCGCUGCCUCUACUUCCCAUCUCUCCUUCGGCCUCGACAAUCCCCAGAGAUAUCCUCUGCGCCAUCGAUUAGAAAGAAACGGAUUAGCCGCCUGCGAGAUUCCUCAUGCCUCCGGUCUUCUUCGUGGUCUCCGACAUCCGAGGAAUCGGAAGCAGCGCCGACGAGCCCUUCGCUUCUUCCACUCUUCAUUCGUUUGCCUCGACUCACCCCCGAUCCAUUCUAUUUGUUCCAUCUGCAAAUGACGCAGACGGGAGGGUUUAAAAGCCCUAAUUUAAUUGACGUUUGGACCAUUAGACAAAAAUGGUCCCUCUAUGAGAAUCUUUUCCAUAAAAACCCUAAUCCCUUUUAAAUUCCUUCAAAAAUGAAAAUAAUGAACCCUCCUUUGACAAAACAUUUAGCAAUCAGUCCGAUUCUGUCAAGAAGUUACAUACCAGCCCCUAUAAUUUGUUCAAGUUAAAAAUCAGUCCCUCCUUGAUAUAUUUUAACCAAAAAAGUCCUAUGUUGGCUACAAUAAAUUACCAAACAGCCUCCAAUAGUUUGAUUUGUUGCAAAACGGUCCCGAGAAUACUUUAAAGUUCAAGAAUGGUGGAUUUGCGAUUCACAAGACAAGUUUCUUAAAAGAAUCCGAAUUCGGACAACUCGAACACACGCUUCAAGGGUGAGUCCUUACGGCCCUUUUUCAACAUUUUAAUUAUUUCGGAGGGGGAGGGGAUACAUGCACCUAUAUGUUUUAUUUAUACAAAUAUAUUAUCCUUUAUGCGAAAAUAAUAUAAAUAUAGUUUAUAAAAAUGUUAUUUAAAAUUUUAACAUCUUCUUACAAAUAACUAAUAUAAACUUUUCGUAUACAUAUUAUGGAUUUUUUAUCGACUAGUCCACACGACAAAUAUUACAUGAUACAAAAAUAUAUGAUUUUUAUAUGACAUUGUAUAUUAUGACAAGUACGUUAUAACACUUUAUGGUAUUUCAAUGAUUCAAACUAUUACUAUACAUGUAUAUUUAUAUGUUUAUAUGCAUAAAGUUUAUACAUGUACAUAUGUUCAUCAAUUUGAAACAUUCAUUUUUUUAAAGGCGAGCACAUUACACUUUUAGAUAUAUAUCAAACAUACUCGACUUUUAUAAACUUUAUACAAUGAUAUUCAUUACGCCUAGAACUUACCCACAAGUAAGUUAGGGCUGAGAGUUAUUCACAAACUUUUUAGUUGAAAACUUUUUAGUGAGACGUUACGUGAUUCAUUACCUGAGUUUAAACAUUAAACAUACCCAAACUACUAUAAUCGUUAAUAUUCGGAGCGAGAUACAUAUGUAUAUAUCUAUAUAGGGUUGACAUCCCCAUCUGCGGUUGCUAGCUACAACCUCGACUAGUGCCAAAAUGUGUAAUUUAGUCUCUUCUUCACCAAGUUGAUGGUUUCGCUAGAGAAAUGUUGAAAUUGUCUUAUGAUGUCCAGAGAUUUGAAACAUUGUUAACUGACAUUCAGGAAAAGAAUUUCACCUAUAAGAUACCGCUUGUUGGAUGGGAUGCAAUAUUAGACCUCGUCAAUUACUUUUUACGUUCCACUUAUCUCUACAAAAGUGACGUUUGUCAAAUAACUCUUCUGCGAAAUGAAGUGUUUUGAAAAACAUGUUUUUACCCAUUUAUCCCUACAUGGACUUUUUGACGCAUAUAUCACUAACCUAUGAAAUAAAUAAAAAACAAAAUAUGCCAAACAAAUACAUGAUGCUUUUUUCGUUUCAAAUGUUUCACAUUUUUUAGAUAUAUCCAUUAAACAAAUAUUAAAAAUCAAGUGAGUAAACAUUAAGAUGUUUCACAUUUUAGAAAUUUGAAUGUAAGAUUGAAAAAACAAGUAAUAUACUUUCAUAUUAAUUUAAUUUCAAUGCAAAGACAAGAACCGUUAAAAGUCAAUGAACUUGCUAAGAAAAUAAAAGAAAAAUAGGCAAUCUAUUGUUUAACUAUGUGACAUUCCACAUCAUUAAAAAGAAUCCAAAAAAAGUCAUUUUUUGCUAAGUUUAAUGCUAUUAAUGAUAUUCAUUUCUAGAACACUUCUCUACAAAUGAGCUACAAUGUAAGAAAAAAAUUCAAUAUCAUCUUAAAAUAAUCUAAAAUAAUAAUUGUAUAAAUGUACAAUGUUGUUAAUGAUUUUUUUUUUUUUGCAAAUUUCUGUACUAAAAACAAUUUUUUUUAUCAGAAAGCUGUCAUAUCAAUGACCUAUUAAUGAACAUUUACAAGUAUAUAUUACAUAAAUGGUGCACUUGUGAACAAAAUUACAUAAAUGGUCCAUAUUUGAGAAAAAAAAAUACAUAAAUGGUCUACAUAUGAAAGAAAAUAAACAUGCACUUUCCAUUAGCAAAAUGUUUUCAAAAAAGAAUUAUCCUAUUACUGAGCUCUAACGUUCAAAAUAAAUAAAAAACAUAAAAAAAUAAAAAAUCCAGGCUAGCUAAAAGGAGUACGAACUACAUUACCCAUGACUUACAAUUGAGAGCCAUAGAGUUUGUCUUAAAGAUUUAGAGACACUACCUCUAGGGAACGAAGUGUGUCGUGUUCGCCAACCACAAAAAGCCUCCCAACAAAUCUUUGACCAGAAGGAGCUUAACAUGACAUAAAAAAGUGUGUUAAGUUGCAAAAUGAUUACGAAUGUGAAAUUCGUUAGCAUCUUGGUAAAAUAAAUGUUGUAGUAGACGCUUUAACCAGGAAAGAACAAGCAAAGCCACUUCGUGUAAAGGCUCUAACCCUAACCAUCCACUCAAACUUCACCACUCAAAUUUGUGAUGCUCAACGAGAAGUAGUCAAACCCAAUAAUAUCAUGGAAGAAAAAAACUUCGUGGAAUGGACAAACGGUUCAGCCUCAAGGAAGACGGAACACGAUAUUUAAUGUUCACCCUAAAGUUUGGUGAAGUCAAGAGUCUAGUUCUAAACAAAGUUGAUAAAUCAAGAUAUUCAAUGCAUCUCGGAUCAGACAAGAUGUAUCUCGAUCUCAAGAAGCUUUAUUGGUGGUCCAAUAUAUAGAUAGAGAUUGCCACCUACGACAGUGAGUGCUUAACUUACUUCAAAUACAAAUCAGAGUACCAAAGCCGUCUGGUAUACUACAACAACCGUCAGUCCGGAUUAGAAAUAGGAAUAGAUGACCAUGGACUUCAUAAUGAAGCUGCCAAGAACGUCAAGUGUGACACCGUCUGGGUAGUGGUUGACUGUUUAACCAAGUCUGCCUAUUUCCUAGCUUCAAAGAAACUGACGAAAUGGAGAAACCUACAAGGACCUAUCUCAAGGAGAUACUCCGUUAGCUAUAAGGCACACUGGAGAUACUCUACUUACUGGCCUUAAGGGUAAUCAGGAAACAACGAAGAAGAUCGUUAAGAUAAAGGAACAAUUGAAUGCCGCACGUAGUCAUCAGAAAAGCUAUGUUGACACAAGACGCAGACCCUUAGAAUUCAAAAUAAGAGGUCGUGUUCAACUAAAGGUCGUAGUAUAGAAAGGUGUCGUUAGAUAAGCAAAACGAGGUAAACUAAAUCACUGUUACAUCGGACCUAUUCAAAUUAGGUUAAGGGUUGGUCCGGUGGCUUACAAACUCCAAUUACCUCAAGAAAUCAACAAAGUUCACAACACCUCCCACAUAUAUAAUUUCAAAAGUUUCUCUCUAAUAAGAAGCUUGUCUUUCCCCUUGAUGAGAUCCAGGACAACACUCAACUUCACUUCGUGAAGGAACCGAUGGAUAUCAUGGAUCGAGAAAUCAAAAGCAUCAAACAAAGCCGCAUACCUGUAGUAAAGGUCCGAUAGAACUCUCGCAGAGAGUCGGAGUUUACUUGGAAAUGCAGGGAUUAAACAAAACAAAAGUAUCCGCAAUUUUUCAGCGGUGCUCCCUCCACUAUUAGAAUGAAAUACUAGUAGAACAAAAUGAUAGUGGGACAAAAUAUUCUAGAACAAAAUAAUUUCGGGACGAAAUUCCCUUAAUGGGGAGGUAAUGUGACGUCCCGGAAUUUAGGUCAUAGACUGUUAACGGUCAAGUUCACAGUAAAUCUCUUUGUAAUUUUAUUCAUUGAGUUUUAGUACAACUAAUGUAAAUAAAUGAGUUAUUUCAACUAUUAUAAGAUAACAGAUGGUAUCUUACAUCAAAUUUAUUAAUUUGGCAAACAAAUCAAACAACUUAAGCGACAACCUUAGGAAUGCAUAUGAAAAACUAAAUUUUUUUUAUUAAGUAGUUUUGAGCAAUGCGAACACUGUAGUCUAGUAGUGUAACACCCGUGUUUUUCGGUUAGGCAUUAAUGACGAUGUAAUAGUCUAGGGUAACCUUUGUAACUCAUUUUGAAAUAAUAAGAAUGUAUUAUUUGAGUAUUAUGUGUUUUAUGCUUAAUUAUGUGGCCUAAUUGAAUUAAGAAUAAAAUAAGCGUAAAAAUAAAAUGUUAGAUAAGACCUAUCUCGAUACAUGAAUACGUAGUGAUCGUUACAAGGUUUCUGAAUAUAUAAAGAAUGCUGAAAUUUGAGUUAUAACGAAGAAGUUAUGACCUGUCGAAGUUUCGCGACAGAACCGACACGAUGUUGAAUGACGUAAAAUAUGAAUUUAAGAUCGAGCGGUAUCUAGCCUUAGUGAUCUAAAUGAAAGUCGUAGAAUACGUUAAACCGAGAACAUACAUAAAAUGAACGUCUAAAUUUGACUUCGUAUGAGGAAUUUAUGAUUUUUGUAAGUUUUGACUUAGCGGUAUACGGCCCGAAGUUCGGAUAUGAGGUUGAGUGGUUUUUAGCCGAAACAAUCUAAAUGAGAAUCGAAGAUUUCGUCGAUAGUAUUCCAACGCUAAAAAGACAGACGAAAAUGGACGUCAGGUGAAGAAAUUAUGAUUUUCUAACGGAGUUUUCCUGUCCCGGCCUACUAAAAAUAAUAUAAUAAAAAUAAAAUUCAAAAUUAGCCGACGGAGUCUAAACGGAAGUUGUAGAGCAUAAUCUCACCUACACGUGGAUAUAAAGAACAUCAAAAACAUAGCUCGUAUGCGAAAGAUAUGAAUUUUUGAAGUUUGAGGCACGCAUACCGAAGCUUAUCCGGAGGGAACGCCCCGCGUUCGUUUUGCUUGGCCUCGGAUUGGCCACGUUGCGCUCUAGUCGCAUAGCCAUCACUUCCGAAGUUCGUAAGCCAUGACGCUCCGGAACGCGCUGCGUUCGGAGGGUCAGCCUCCCCCCAUAAAUAGAAUGCAAGUUCUCCGGGAUUUGUUGCUCAUUUCUUCUCUCUCACUCCUUAUUGCCUCAUUUUGCAUGCAAUUUUUACCCCUGAAGCCCCGGUAACAUCCCGACACCCGAAGCGAGUCCCGAAGCCCCGAAGAUCCUGAGAAGUAAAGUUUUUGAGCCGUAACUCUGCCCGCGAGAAGCCCGGUUUUUGUGCAGAUCUCCCGGUUUCACCGAAGAAAUACUAUUGUUAGAGCCGUAGUGCUGUCCGAUCAUCUUCUUAUCAAGUGAGUCUAUACUCCUUUUCUUCUAACACAUAGAUACGAAGUAGUCUCUACAAAAUACGUGUUAUGUGUUUGUAUAUUAUUUGCUUAUUUGAAAUAAUUGUCGAAUGAAUGAUUUGUACAAGUUUUAAGUUGUAUAUAAAUGUAUAUAUUUUAUCUACUAAUAUGUUGUGUAGAACAUGGGUAGACAGUUGUUGUGUGAUGAAAUAAAAUGAUGAGAGGCGUCGUUGUCGAUGUUGUUGUUGAUCUAGUCAUCUAGCAGAGUAUGGAUGACGACCACAGACUCUUUCUAGACUGUCCAGUGGAACGCUGGCAGGUUCAUAACCUGUAGGUGUUGUGAACGAUGUGUUCACCGGUGUACUCUAUCCCCCUCAUGGUUGCCUUUAGGACAUCUAUUGUUGAGGAAACCCCUUCGCAGUAACGUCCAUCCCGAUGAAAAAUCCUAAAUUAGGUCCCUUGUGAUAGUUGUUGUUUUAGGGACGUAAAGUGAGGAUAACGGGAAUGAGUAAUCGGGUUAUUGUUGGUUGGUGAAAUUAAAUAUAAUUAUUUAUUAUGGGUUGAAAACCCUAUAUGCUCACCAGGCUCCCAAGCCUGACCAACUCAAUCUUAUUUGCAUUACAGUUAGUGGCGCGAGGGCAUAAGAUGGAUGAAUCAUCAAGAUGUUUUGUUUAUAGGCCUGUAGUUGUAUAUAACUGUUGUAAGGCUUAUAAUAUGCCGUUUAUGCUUUUGUGUCUGUAUCGAAACAUGACAUCCCGAGUUUUGUUAUAUAUAAAAAUACAUUUUUUUAAGGAUGCUUUGAUAAAUUUUAUUUAUCAUAUUUUGUUUUGGGAACAAAUUUCGCAACUCUUUUAAAUCAAAGGAUUACUCUGAAAAUUAUUUUAAAAGCAUAAAUUAAAUUGGUCUUUUCUGGUCGUGAUUUUGGGGAUUUCGCAGUUGGUAUCAGAGCAUUAGUUUAAGCGAACUAGGAAUUUGUAGGAUUUCUAGACUUGAACUUAGAAUGUCAAGUGAAGAUUGUGAGAUGAGUGUUUGUCAUAUUUUAGACACGAGCACUAGUUUAUUUUAUGAAAGUUGCCUAAAAUGCUUUUAUGUGCUAAAUGUUAUAUGUUUGCCAUAUAUGAUAUCAUUUGUUCGGAUCUACGGUUUGUUGUCAAUCGGAUAUGGAGACCUUAUGUGUUUAGGAUUCUAAGCGUAUGACGACGGUAUUAGAACUAACAUGUAAACAUUUCAGAGUGAUGAGGAUGAUUUAAUUAUCUAUCAUGAUCGAGGAUAUAUAUUCAUCUUAAUUAGCGUGUAGAUCAAAAAAUGGUAAGAACCAGGAGUAGCAUUGGAAACGCAGAUGAAAACAGGAAUCAACCACCUGUGAUUGAACGAGUACCUGUUGUAGCAGCAACACCUAAGCCAAUGAUAAUGGCUAGGGUACAAGCGAUGAUCCUAACGAUGUUGGAUUGCCAAAUGGAAGAAACUAGAUGUCUGCUUCAGCAGAAUCGCGAAGAACCUUCAAUGUCGAUUGAACAGCCCGAAUUGAAUGAAGGGCAUUCGGAAGGAGGAAACUUCAGUGGGACUGUUGGUCAAGCCAACCCACCAAUUGUUAGGAAAGUCAACCAGGAUGGAGGAAAUAAUGGGUGUGGGUGCAAGUACAAGGAUUUCAUGGCAUCCAAGCCACCAUGUCUAUCCGGAAGCCCGACGCCGGUAAAAGUUAUAAACUGGAUCUCUGAAAUGGAGACAAUAUUCGAGAGUUGCGAAUGCAUCAAAAGACAGAAGACCGCUCUUGCGAUCCCUAUGUUGAAAUCUGGAGUGUUGAGUUGGUGGAAGCUAUUAACUAACUCUAUGCCCAAUGGAGAAGCAAGCAAGGUGUCUUGGGAAGACUUUGUGGUGCAACUCAAAUUGCAAUACUGUUCCGAGCAUGACCUUCUGGAAAUCAAUAAUGAGUUUCAGAAUUUGAAGAAGGGAAAAUUGAGCGUUAAUGAAUACGCUGCAAGUUUCACAGAAAAGAUGAAGCUUAUCCCAUACCUAGUACCAACAGAACUCUCAAAGGUCAAUAAGUUUGCCCUCGGACUACCAGCAGAAUAUGGUCCAAUGGUUAAGCAAGCAACCACAUUGAAAGCCGCCAUCUGGGCUGCUAGAAAUGUUGAGACCCAGAUCAGGGAGAAGGGUCUGGAGAUGUCUAAGGUUGGUGAGAAGAGGAUGUUAGAUGGACCUUCAGGGUCCAACAAGAAAAGUAAAUUCUCGAAGUCUAGUUCGAGAGGAGGUGGAGGAGGCGAAGUGAAAUGGUGUGACAAAUGCAAGAAGAAGCAUCUUGGGAAAUGUGGCGGGGAAGCCACAUGCUUCAAAUGUGGGAAGCCAGGGAACUAUGCCAACGAAUGCACCCUUACCAAGAAAGUUUGCUAUGUUUGUGGUGAGGAGGGGCACAUCUCGAGGGAUUGUCCGAAAAAGAAGGAGGCAACAAAACCCAAUAUUCUGCCAAAGCCGAAGGCGAGAGCCUUCCAGAUUACCUUGGAAGCUACUAAAGAUGAAGCUGAUGUCGCUUCAGGUACCUUUCUCGUAAACAAAUUGCCUGCCCAAAUUUUAUUUGAUUCUGGAGCCAACUACUCCUUUAUUUCACAUGAAUUUGGUAGAAAACUAGUUUUGUCUGUCGAUAGACUAGAUAAUGCUUUAUUAGUCGAAGUUGCUAGUGGCAACUUUAUACUUGUUAGCCAUCGCAUGAAUAACAUCUUGAUUGAUUUGAAUGGGAAUAAGUUCCACGAGGAAUUAUUUCCCAUUGAGUUGAAUGGUUUCGACAUCGUGCUGGGAAUGGAUUGGCUUAGCGCCAAUGAUGCCGAAAUACUAUGCAAGAAGAAGAUAGUAAAAGUAAAUCCCCCUGGGAAAGAGUCAUUUAUGGUGUAUGGGGACAAAUGCAGAGUAAAUUCUAGAAUCAUUUCUCUAAUGAAAGCCAGAAAGUGUUUAGCCAAAGGAUGUACAUCAUAUUUGGCAUUCGUGAUUGAUGCAAAGAAGGAGAAAAAGGAGAUGCAGAGCAUUCCUGUGGUGUGUGAGUAUCCGAAAGUAUUUCCCGAAGAUCUUUCUGAAUUACCACCUGAUUGACAAGUAGAAUUCUGUAUUGACUUGUUACCAGGAACCACGCCAAUAGCAAAAGCACCGUACUGAUUAGUACCAAUAGAGAUGAAGGAGCUGAUGAUGCAACUUCAGGAGUUAUUGGACAAAUGUUUCAUUAAGCCUAGUUCAUCACCCUGGGGAGCUCCGGUGUUAUUCAUGAAAAAGAAAGACGGGAGUAUGAAAAUGUGCAUCGAUUACAGAGAGCUGAACAAGGAAACAAUAAAGAAUAGAUAUCCGUUACCAAGGAUUGAUGACCUGUUCGAUCAACUACAAGGUUCAAGUUAUUUUUCAAAGAUCGACCUAAGGUCAGGAUAUCAUCAGCUGAAGGUGAGGGAGCAGGAUAUCGAAAAGACUGCAUUCAGAACACAAUAUGGACACUAUGAGUUUUUGGUUAUGUCGUUUGGACUAACCAAUGCUCCAGCAACAUUCAUGGAUUUAAUGAACAGAGUUUGUAAUCCGUUCCUUGAUAAAUCUGUGAUAGUGUUCAUAGAUGACAUUCUGAUUUACUCGAAAAUCCAAGAGGAGCAUGACAGACACUUGCGAGAAGUGUUAGAAGUCUUGAAGAAGGAGAAGUUGUAUGCUAAGUUCUCCAAAUGUGAUUUUUGGAUUCGAGAAGUCCAAUUCUUGGGUCACGUGGUCAACCAAGAAGGGAUAAUGGUUGAUCCAAAAAAGAUUGAAGCUGUGAUGAAGUGGGAACAACCAAAAAGUCCCACAGAGAUCCGAAGUUUUUUGGAAUUAGUUGGAUAUUACCGAAGGUUUAUCUAAGGCUUUUUUUUCGACCGCUACUCCAUUAACAGAUUUGACUAAAAAAGGAGCUACUUACGCUUGGAGUGAUAAGCAUAAAGAAACAUUCGAGUUGCUAAAGAAGAAGCUAUGUGAGGCACCGAUUCUUUCUCUACUCGAUGGAGUUGAAGACUUCGUUGUCUAUAGCGAUGUGUCUGGUGUUGGGUUGGGUUGUGUUUUGACCCAAAGAGAAAAGGUGAUAGCAUAUGUGUAAUGCCUGUAGACCCGUGCUGGUUAAUUUAGAGAUAAUAGGGGUCAGAAACGAAUUUUCUACAAAAGAUUAUUUAGAAUAAAUAAUCUUAACCAAGUUGUAGAAUAUGUCUCAAGGGUUCCGUACAUAUAAAGAACGCCGAAAUCCGAGUUAUAACGAAGAAGUUAUGGCCCGUUGAAGUUUUACGGCAAAACCGGCACGACACCGGGAGAUGUAAAUAGUGAAUUUACGAUGGAGGACUUUUUAUCCUUAGUGAUCUAAAUCAUAGUUGUAGUAUACGUUAAACCGAGAACAUCCAUAAAAAGAACACCCAAAUCUGACUUUGUAUGAGGAAGUUAUGAUUUUUCUAAGAUUCGGCUUAGCAGUGCACGGCCCGAAACACGAAUUUUAGUUCGAGUGGUUUUUGGCUUACACGACCUAAAUGAUAGUUGAAUAUCUCAUUAAUAGGAACUCAACAGUAAAAAGACAGACGAAAACGGAGUUCGUAUGAAGGAGUUACGAAUUCUUCGCGGUCAUUUAACAAUCUAAACUCCUCCUACUGUUAAAUUUACAAUUGGUCGAGAAUUAGCCAAUGGAGUCUAAAUGAAAGUUGUAGAUAUUGUUUUUACCUACGCGUGGAAAAAAAGAACUUCGAAAACGGAGCUCGUAUGCGAAAGUUACGGGGUUUAGAAGUUGGCAGGGUGCUGCUGCAAAAGGAGUGACGUGGAUGAAUAUGAGCCUAGGCUUUCUCCCCAAGAAAAGCCAUCAGGUGAUGACACCUGGCACCGACUCGGUGAGUCAGUGAACCGAAUCAGCGAGUCCAUCAGGAAUUCAACCUAUAAAUAGAGGUGCCGGGUUCCAUUCAUUCUCACACCUUUCCAAACUAUUCUUUCUCUCUCUAGACUCUCUCUAGCCCCCUAACCCCCCCUAAAAGCCUAGGUAAACCCCCUAGCACCCGAAGGAAGCCCCGAGGCUCUUAGAUUCCCAAGAAAAGAGCCUUUCCGCUCGAGAACGCUGCUCCAGCGAAGCCCGGUUUUCGGGAAAACCCGCUGUAAGUGAGCUACGCCUACCCUAUCUUUAGUAUAGCUUAUGUUUCAAUAUAGUAAGGUUAUUAGGGCCUUAUAAUAAGUACUUGGGCUAUUAUUAUGGGUUACAUAAGUAUUGUUUAAUGAUUAUAUAAUAGUAAUAAUAGCCAGACUAUUAAUUAGUCUUGGUAAAUAUUAGACUAAACUCUAGUGGUAAUGAUACUAGGUUUUGUCCGAGGAAAAUUGUGUUGAGAGUAACGAAGCGCUGUCUGAGUACCGAGUCACUACCGUAUCAAGUGAGUGGAUGGUCCAUUUCAUCUUACACAUAUACUACGUGCCAUGUGUGCAUAUUAUCUGGAUACUUGCUGUCUAUGUUGGAUGAAUGAUUUUAUACAUGUUUUAAAUGAUUUAAACUAUAUAUUUAUUUUAUAUCUAUAAAUAUGUUGGGAUAAAACAUGGGUAGAUGAAAUAAAAUGAUGAGAGAUAGGUGAUGAUAAUUAGGUGAGGAUAGAUAUGUGAUGAUGAAUUGGUGAUGUAGGAUGAAAGAUACUAUAACCUUGUCCGACAAUUUGGAGAUGUAGUCAUCUACCAGAGUAUAGAUGGCGACCACGGAUUGUCAAAGACAACCCCGUGGAAACACCAGCAGGCUCAUAACAUGUAGGUGAUGAAUUACGAGUUCAGGCGAUGUUGUAACUACAUAUUGAUGCAAUGAUACUCUAACCCCUUACUAUGAACUACGAGUUCAGGCAAUGUUGUAACUACGUAUUCAUGCGAUGAUGCCCUAACCCUUGUUGGGCACGAAUUGAGGGAGUAAUCCCUGAUUUAAUACUGUCUAUGAGAUGUAGGCGAUGAUAUUUAGGGAGAGUCCUUAGGAACAAACAUAUAAGGAUAUGCGAUGUAAGGAGAUGAUAGGUAAAUAUGAUGUAGGAGACGACCCUUAGGAUAAAUCCUUAGGGAAGGUACUUAGGAAUAAAGAAGAUAAUGGGGAUGGGUAAUUGGGUUAAUUGUUUGAUGAUUAAACAUAAUAAUUAUAUUAUUGUGGGUUGAAAACCCUAUGGACUCACCAGGUUUCCCAACCUGGCCACUCAGUUUAAUUGUAUCACAUGUGUCGAUAUAAAGCUACACUAAACUGAGAGAUUAAGGAGAUGUAAAUCACUAGUGAUAAUGAAUGUAAGUUCUGUUUAUGCUUAUGUUUCUGUAUGGACGAUGCCAUCCCAAAUGUUUUAAAAUGAAUAAAAGUACUUUUCUUCGGAAAUACUUUGAUAACGUAUUUAUCAUGUUUUACUGGGAACAAAUUCCGCAACAUUUUUAUUAAAGGAGGUACUACGAUUUUUAUAAAGCAUAAAAAAUCAGUCUUUUUUGGCCGUAAAAAUGGGGAUGUCAAAAUACGCGUCUCGACAGCUGAAAGAGCAUGAAAAGAACUACCCCACUCAUGAUUUGGAGUUGGCAGCGGUAGUAUUUUCUCUAAAGAUAUGGAGGCAUUACCUCUGUGGCAUGAAGUGAAAACUUUUCACUGAUCAUAAGAGUCUCCAAUAUCUCUUUAAUCAGAAAGAAUUGAAUAUGAGGCAACGACACUGGCUAGAGUUACUCAAGGACUACGACUGUGAGAUACUUUAUCACCCCGGUAAAGCAAAUGUCAUUGCUGAUGCUCUCUGUCGGAAAGUCAAUCUUGAAAGAAGAAGGCCAAGAGCGUUGAGAAUAGAAGUUGUAUCGACAAUUAUGGAAAGUAUAAAGAAAGAUCAAGAGGAAGCUUCUGAAAAAGAAUGACUGGAAAGAGGAACGUUUGGGCAAAACGUUGGUGUUUGGAACAAACGGUCAUGGACUGAAGGUAUUCCAAGAUCGUAUUUGGGUACCUAAGUCAGGAGGAAUAAGAGAUCUUCUCAUGGAAGAAGCUCACAAAACCAUGUACUCAAUUCAUCUCGGUAGCACUAAAAUAUAUAGGGAACUAAAACCCUAUUACUGGUGGCCAACGAUGAAGCUUGAUAUUGCAAAGUAUGUGGCGGAGUGUGUGACAUGUGAUAGAGUCAAGGCACAAAAUCAGAAACCAUACGGGAGUUUAGAACCUUUACCUGUGCCGAUGGGUAAGUGGGAAAACAUUGCCAUGGAUUUUGUCACUAAACUGCCCAGAACAAAGAACGGUUACGACAUGAUUUGGGUGGUCGUAGAUCGCUUCACUAAGAGUGCGCAUUUCAUAUCAGCCAAUGAGAAAUGGUCUAUGGAUAAACUUGCGAAUUAUUACGUGAAAGAAAUUGUGAGGCUUCACGGUGUUCCGUUAACGAUUGUGUCAGAUCGUGACAGUCGUUUCACCUCGCGAUCUUGGAGAAGUCUACAAGAGGAAUUGGGUACCAAGUUGUGUUUAAGUACAACUUACCAUCCACAGACUGAUGGUCAGAGAGAGCGAACGAUACAAACGCUUGAAGGAUAUGCUGAGAGCAUGUACUCUGGAAUUCCAAGGUAACUGGGAUGAACAUUUACCUUUGGUAGAAUUCUCCUAAAAUAAUAGUUUCCACUCGAACAUAAAGAUGGCACCUUAUGAAGCUAUGUAUGGACAAAAAUGUCGUACGCCAUCUGGUUGGCUUGAGGCUGGGGAAAAACAGUUUAUGGGACCGGAGAUAGUCCAUCAAACUACUGAAAAGUUGAAGAUAAUUAGGGAGAGAAUGUUAGCAGCUGAGGAUUGUCAAAAGAGCUAUGCUGACAACAAGCAAAGACCGAUGACUUUUGAAGUUGGAGAUUCAUUUUUGCUUAAAGUCUCGCCGUGGAAGGGACUUAUAAGGUUUGGAAAAAGGGGAAAGUUAAGUCCAAAGUUUAUUGGACCGUUUAAAGUUCUCCAGAGGAUUGGGAACCAAGCUUACAAGUUCGAAUUACCCGAAGAACUGAAUGGAAUUCAUAACACUUUCCAUGUGUGUUAUUUGAGGAAGUUCACGGGAGAAGUUCCCGACAUAAUUCCAAUUUCUGAGUUAAGAAUUGACGAGAACAAAAGGUUAAUUGAAGAACCAGAGGGAAUCAUUGACUGAAAGACUAAGUAGUUGUGACGCAAGAUGGUCGAAUUAGUGCUUGUCCGAUGGAAACAUACAAAUGGGCCAAAUCUCACCUGGGAGACGGAGUGUGACAUGAUGAGUCGCUAUCCGCUUUUGUUCGUUGAUGUGUGAUUUCGGGGACGGAAUCGUCCUAAGGUGGAGAGAAUUGUAACGCCCAUGUUUCUGGGCUAGGCAUUAAUGGCGAUGUAAUAGUCUAGGUUAACCUUUGUAACUCAUUUUGAAAUAAUAAGAAUGUAUUAUUUGAGUAUUAUGUGUUUUAUGCUUAAUUGUGUGGCCUAAUUGAAUUAAGAAUAAAAAUCAGCGUAAAAAUAAAAUGUUAGACAAGACCUAUAUCGAUACAUGAAGACGUAAUAGUCGUUACAAGGUUUCCGAAUAUAUAAAGAAUGCUGAAAUCCGAGUUAUAACGAAGAAGUUAUGACAUGUCGAAAUUUCGCGACAGAACCGACAGGACGCUGAAUGACGUAAAUAUGAAUUUAAGAUAGAGCGGUAUCUAGCCUUAGUGAUCUAAACAAAAGUCGUAGAAUACGUUAAACCGAGAACAUACAUAAAAAGAACGUCUAAAUUUGACUUCGUAUGAGGAAGUUAUGAUUUUUGUAAGUUUUGACUUAGUGGUAUGCAGCCCAAAGUUCGGAUAUGAGAUCGAGUGGUUUCUAGCCGAAACAAUCUAAAUGAGAAUCGAAGAUCUCAUUGAUAGAAUUCCAACGCUAAAAAGACAGACGAAAAUGGACGUCAGAUGAAGAAAUUAUGAUUUUCUAACGGAGUUUUCCUGUCCCAGCCUACUAAAAAUAAUAUAAUAAAAAUAAAAUUCAAAAUUAGCCGACAGAGUCUAAACGAAAGUUGUAGAGCAUAAUCUCACCUACGCGUGGAUAUAAAGAACGUCGAAAACGGAGCUCGUAUGCAAAAGAUAUGAAUUUUUGAAGUUUGAGGCACACAUACCGAAGCUUAUUCGGAGGGAACGCCCCGCGUUCAGAAGGGGGACGACUCAUGUUCGUUUUGCUUGGCCUCGGAUAGGCCACGUCGCCCUUUUGUCACAUAGCCAUCACUUCCGAAGUUCAUAAGCCAUGACGCACCGAAACGCGCUGGAUUCAGAGGGUCAGCCUCCCCCUAUAAAUAUAAAGCAAGGUCUCCGGGAUUUGUUGCUCAUUUCUUCUCUCUCACUCCUUAUUGCCUCAUUUUGCUUACAAUUUAAACCCCCGAAGUCCUGGUAACAUCCCGACACUCGAAGUGAGUCCCGAAGCCCCGAAGAUCCCGAGAAGUAAAGUUUCCGAGCCAAAACUCUGCUCGCGAGAAGCCUGGUUUUUGUGAAGAUCUCUCGGUUUCACCGAAGAAAUACUAUUCUUAGAGCCGUAGUGUUGUCUGAUCAUCUUCUUAUCAACUGAGUGUAUAUUCCUUUUCUUCUAACACAUAGAUACGAAGUAUUCUCUACAAAAUACGUGUUAUGUGUUUGUAUAUUAUUUGCUUAUUUGAAAUAAUUGUUGAAUGAAUGAUUUGUACAAGUUUUAAGCUAUAUAUAAAUGUAUAUAUUUUAUCUACUAAUAUGUUGGGUAGAACAUGGGUAGAUAUUUGUUGUGUGAUGAAAUAAAAUGAUGAGAGUCCUCGGUGUCGAUGUUGUUGUUGAUCUAAUCAUCUAGCGGAGUAUGAAUGACAACCACGGACUCUUGCUAGACUAUCCAGAGUUUGGCAGGUUCAUAACAUGUAGGUGUUGUGAACGAUGUGUUCACCGGUGUACUCUAUCCCCCUCAUGGUUGCCUUUAGGACAUCUAUUGUUGAGGAAACCCUUCGCAGUAAUGUCCAUCCCGAUGAAAAAUCCUAGAUUAGGUCCCUUGUGAUAGUUGUUUUUUUAGGGACGUAAAGUGAGGAUAACAAGAAUGGGUAAUCGGGUUAUUGUUGGUUGGUGAAAUUAAAUAUAAUUAUUUAUUGUGGGUUGAAAACCCUAUAUGCUCACUAGGCUCCCAAGCCUGACCCACUCAGUCUUAUUUGCAUUACAGGUAGUGGCGUGAGGGCAUAAUAUGGAUGAAUCAUCAAGUUGUUUUGUUUAUAGGCCUGUAGUUGUAUAUAACUGUUUUAAGGCUUAUAAUAUGCAUUUAUGCUUUUGUGUCUGUAUUGUAACAUGACAUCCCGAGUUUUGUUAUAUAUAAAAAUACAUUUUUUUAAGGAAUGCUUUGAUAAAUUUUAUUUAUCAUAUUUUGUUUUGGGAACAAAUUCCGUAACUCUUUUAAAUCAAAGGAUUACUCUGAAAAUUAUUUUAAAAGAAUAAAUUAAAUCGGUCUUUUCUGGCCGUGAUUUUGGGGAUGUCACAAGUAGUACGCGUUUCCCUGAUUCCGAAAAUAUAAAGAACGUCCAAAAUGGAGUUCAUAUGCAAACGAUACGACCGUUUUUAGAAUCCAAAACUUGUAUUAUACUGAUUUUCUUAAAAACUGUCAAAACCGUUUCUAACCGUUGAGGGACUUGCACAGCUCAAAUGGAAAUUCCGAAAGCAUUUUUAGUCUAAGGUUAUUGCCUACUAUUUAAUUUCAAAUUUGAAAUAUUUUUGAUAAUAAAAUAUUUAUCAAAUUUGAAAAAUCAUUCGUUUUCAGAUUAUUAUUCGUGAAACCUUAAACAGUUGAUUUCGAUAUAAUUUCAAUUAUUGGUAAUGUAUCCCGGAAUAAUAUAUAUAAAUAUAUAAACCCAAUCUGGUUGAUGAAAAUUUUGAAGAUGGAAAUGACACAAUAUUUCAAAAAUUGGUGCAUAUAUUCAUAUUUAAGGAAACAUAUUUUUAUAACGAUUAAAGAUUUAAUUGGUAUAUGGUAACCCUAUUAAAGUGACAAACAAUUGUAGACAAAACUAAUAAACUGUAUUAUUAUUUAUGCAGACACGAUUAAAUAAUUAUAAGAAAUAAGUUAAUAAAAAUUGAGGAAACUUUAACCUUUAAGCAGAUUACUAUAUAAAGUC
Molecule: messenger RNA, 17128 nt
Organism: Lactuca sativa (garden lettuce)
Lineage: Eukaryota; Viridiplantae; Streptophyta; Magnoliopsida; Asterales; Asteraceae
Biological process (GO): proteolysis
Molecular function (GO): aspartic-type endopeptidase activity; zinc ion binding; nucleic acid binding
Source: RefSeq, a predicted model, not a curated record